AUGCUAGACCUCUAUGAUCUGGGAAUCUUUGGUGUGGUAGUGAUCGUACUUGCAUUCGCAUCGUACACUCUGCUCCAUAGCCCAAGUCGUGAGCCUCCCUCGGUAUCAAGCAAGAUUCCAUUUUUGGGCCAUCUGAUCGGUCUCAUCCAACAUGGCCCGGUUGAAAGACACCCUCAGCACCCGAUCUUCGCAGUCAACAUACUUUCCUUCAAGCUCUUUGUGACAUCCUCAACUACCGUCGUGCGGGCUGCUCAGAAGCACCCCACCGCCAUUACAUUGGAACCGUUGUUGAAAUUCAUGCAGAAGAGUCUAUGUCAAACUUCACGUGAGAAGCUCGCCACUUUGUGUGAUCAGAACGGUGGCCCAAGUCCUAUUUCCAGAAUUGUACAUGAUAUGACACUCGUUCUUGCUGGGAGAUCUCUUGACAGAAUGAACAAGAUAAUGCUUCGGCAGUUACUUCCCAUGAUUGAUGACAUGGGCAAUCAUGAGACCAUUGAUCUAAACGGAUGGCUUCGGCAUGCAAUUACCAUGGCCAGUACAGAUGCUACGUACGGGAAUUUAAACCCAUUCAAGAAUAAAUACAUCGAAGACACAUUCUGGGAACUGGAAUGCAAUGUGGCAUUACUUCUGGCCAACAUUGUGCCAUGGCUCAUUGCCCCCAAGGCCUGGAAAGCACGCAAGGUUCUGUGCGCUGAAUUCAAACGUUACUUCGAUCUCGGAGGUCAUGAAGACGCCUCGGAGCUACUAGCCAUGCGGUACAGAUCAUUUCUUGGGGCUGGACUUACCCACGAAGAAAUAGCAUAUUCAGAAAUGCCCCUGCUUUUAGGUUUACUGGCAAAUACCGUUCCUGCUGCGUUUUGGGUUCACUUUGAGCUUUUCUCUCGACCAAAGCUGUUGGAAGAGACACGGAAGGAGAUAGAGCAGAAUGCCCUCAAGAUUGCAUCCGACGGUACCCAUAUUAUUGAUAUGGGGUACAUCCGCGAUAAUUGUCCCCUUCUUCUCUCGAUAUACCAAGAGUCUCUACGGACGAGGACAAAAAUGGUAACCAUCCGGUUCGUGACACAGGAUGUCGUUCUGGCGGAUAAAUACUUUCUAGGAUCUGGAGCCAUGCUCUUCAUGCCGGCGAAGCAAUUAGGCCGAGAUAAAAAUGCUUGGGGAGCUUCGGCUGACCAUUUCGAAGCACGAAGAUUUAUGAAAUCUACCGCAACAUUCAAGAAUGAUGGCGACAAGAUAAAGGAUCCACGGCGUAUCGGCGGGUUUAUGACAUUUGGUGUUUCCCCAGCGAUCUGCCCCGGGCGCCACUUUUCUACAAGUGAGAUACUCGCACUGGUAGCCAUGAUUACAUUGCGAUAUGACAUUGCUCCAGUCGAUCACGUCUGGCACGAACCACCAAUGAGCAGCUCGGCAACCAUAUCCAACAUGUGUGAAAUUGGGGGAAGGUUUCCUGUGGCCGUGAAAAAAAGAAAGAGAUACGAAGGGAAGACGUGGGGGUUCAGGAUUACUGAAGGGAGAGGACAGUUUGGGUUGGCUGUGGGUUGA
Penicillium vulpinum is the source of this 1539-nucleotide messenger RNA. Its product is annotated as cytochrome P450. The transcript has 3 exons. The coding region runs from base 1 to 1539 and encodes 512 amino acids. NCBI's taxonomy places the organism in Eukaryota, Fungi, Ascomycota, Eurotiomycetes, Eurotiales, Aspergillaceae. Gene Ontology annotation, molecular function: heme binding; iron ion binding; monooxygenase activity. The record is from RefSeq and is a predicted model, not a curated record.